Molecule: messenger RNA, 159 nt
Organism: Homarus americanus (American lobster)
Lineage: Eukaryota; Metazoa; Arthropoda; Malacostraca; Decapoda; Nephropidae
Source: the annotation of a RefSeq genome assembly
AUGCCUCAAAUAGCACCUCUUUUAUGAUUAAAUCUAUUUUUUAUAUUUCUUAUUGGAUUUCUUUUAUUUUUUAUUCUAAACUAUUUUAUAAAAUCUCCACUUAAAAUGUCCCCUUCAAUUGAACUAAAAGCUCAACACCAAAAAACCUGAAAAUGAUAA